This is a messenger RNA of Lutzomyia longipalpis, 1963 nucleotides long. It is a transcript of the gene DPCoAC, whose product is annotated as mitochondrial coenzyme A transporter SLC25A42. The transcript has 5 exons. Gene Ontology annotation, cellular component: mitochondrial inner membrane. Lineage: Eukaryota; Metazoa; Arthropoda; Insecta; Diptera; Psychodidae. The coding region runs from base 424 to 1458 and encodes 344 amino acids. Gene Ontology annotation, biological process: transmembrane transport. The record is from RefSeq and is a predicted model, not a curated record.
ACAAGAAACAGCGCCACAAAAUAGUAGUGGUUGCUUUUGGAAGUAAUAUCAUUCAGCUGACUUCAGUCGCAAGCAAAAAGUUGCAAAAAGAUGUCAAGAAUUUUUCGCUAAAAUUGUAUUUUCUCGUGUGAAAAAUCCGUGAAAAUUGUUGGAAAUUGUGCAAAAAACUCCACAAGGAGUCACUAGAGUGCCCCGUGAGUAGUUUUAGUGGAAACACCGUGUGGAAAAAUUUCGAAGGCAUUGGCCACAGCGGAGCUUGUGUCAGAUUUUGGGGGGAAAUGUGAGGGCAGAAGCCCCAAAAGGGAGGCAAACACGAGAGAGAGAUACAAAUAAAAAAUUGCAGUGAGAGAUUUCGGUGUAAAAUGAAAGAGAAAUUGUGGUAGAAAAAAAUUCAAGUUGUGAAAAUUUGGAGAGAAAAAUAAAAUGAGUGGACUCGUUGAGAAGUCACCGAGCAUUUCCAUGUCCAUUAAAGCCACCGCAGCCGCAACUCCAUCCACCACAGCACCGUCUCCGGAGCCCCAGAUUGAGACGGAUGCACAUGAAUCGCCAACGAAGCUCAACAACAACAUGAAUGUCGUUCUCACUAGUCUCAUUGCCGGAGCGAUAGCUGGUGCUCUGGCCAAGACAGCCAUCGCACCGCUCGAUCGCGCCAAAAUUAACUUCCAAAUCAACAAAGAGACUCCCUAUAGCUUUCGCGGUGCUACUCUUUUCCUCAAACGUGCCUUCGAGAAGGAGGGAUUCCUGUCGCUGUGGCGUGGAAAUUCCGCCACAAUGGCAAGGAUCAUUCCCUAUGCAGCCAUUCAGUUCACAGCCCAUGAGCAGUAUAAGAAAAUUCUGCAAGUGGACAAAGAUAAAAGUACAAAUAUCCGGAGAUUUGUUGCGGGAUCUCUGGCGGGAAUCACAUCGCAAUCGAUGACGUAUCCGCUGGACUUGGCACGAGCACGAAUGGCCGUAACGGAUAAAUAUACGGGCUAUCGGACGCUACGGCAGGUCUUUGUGACGAUUUGUCGCGAUGAGGGACCACGGACGCUCUUCAGAGGCUACUGGCCAACGGUUCUUGGGGUGAUUCCCUACGCGGGCAUGUCUUUCUUCACGUAUGAAACCCUCAAGCGGGAAUAUACAGCGGCCACUGGUGAGAAGAAGCCCAAUACGCUAAUCUCGUUGAUGUUUGGUGCAGCAGCUGGGGUGAUUGGGCAAACGAGUAGCUACCCCCUGGAUAUUGUGAGGCGGAGAAUGCAGACAAUCGGUAUCAAUGGUAGGACUGAUCAGUACUCAACAAUCAUCUUGACCCUUCAGAAAAUUUAUCGAGAGGAGGGAAUUAAGAAUGGAUUCUUCAAAGGUCUCAGCAUGAAUUGGAUAAAAGGACCCAUUGCCGUAGGAAUUAGCUUCUCCACGUAUGAUUUCAUCAAGGAAGUAUUGCGUGAAAUUGUGGGAUUGCACGACAAUGCCAAAGAAUAAAAAAAUGUGUGCGAGUCAAUUUUGUUGGAAUGGGAGGGAACUGCGUGAACUCUUUUUUUUUAAAAUUUUUAUCAAUGAUUGUAAAAAUAAAAUUAAUGUAAAGAAAAGAAAGAAAGAAAGUACGAAAAUUGUGAUCAGAGUCAAGCCCUCAAAAUGAGGAAAAGAAAAAUAUUCGUUGGAAAAUCACUCACAAGAUAUUCUAGCUGAUAGUCGUUUUUUUUUGUAUUUAGCUGUUACUCAAGCGCUCAAUCAGUCGUCUGUAAAAAAAAAUGCUUAGAGCGGAAAGUAAAAUGAUAUUGAUGCAAUUUUUUUAAAAAGAAAAAAAUUCUUUUUUGUGGAAAAAUAAAAGAAAAUCCUUUUUAUUUUAUACAAAAUAUUCCAUUUUUCCUCACAAUGCCUAUAAUGUGACAAUAAAAAUGUAAUGGUGCCAUGGGUCAAUUUAUCAUUGUAAUAAUCUGCUAUGAGAGUGUUUAUUAAAUAGAUCUGAUUGACUUUUUUCAUUAAA